Messenger RNA from Patiria miniata (bat star), 1008 nucleotides. Its product is annotated as neuromedin-U receptor 2-like. Gene Ontology annotation, cellular component: membrane. Gene Ontology annotation, biological process: G protein-coupled receptor signaling pathway. The transcript has a single exon. The record is from RefSeq and is a predicted model, not a curated record. Gene Ontology annotation, molecular function: G protein-coupled receptor activity. Lineage: Eukaryota; Metazoa; Echinodermata; Asteroidea; Valvatida; Asterinidae. The coding region runs from base 1 to 1008 and encodes 335 amino acids.
AUGAAUGCAACUGAUGAACAUGAUGAGGAACCACUUGGAGAGAAGUGGGUCUGUCAGAUCAUGGCAGCAGAAGGAGUCAUUGGUGUCUUAGGGAACCUCUUGGUGUGCUACGUCAUCAUACGCGUAAAAUUUCUACACAACAUGACCAACUACCUGCUGGUGAAUUUGGCUGUUGCUGAUAUGCUGCUGUGUCUGCAAGUAUUCUUGUAUUAUCUAACAUCACACUGUAAGCUUAUUGUUUUUGCUCCAGUAAGCAACGGCGUGAGAGACUUGUUCUGCCGACUUUUAGCAUCCAAUUUUUUAGGAUGGGCUUUGUCCUAUGCUUCUGCCUACAAUCUCUGUGUGGUUACAUUAGAGAGGUACAUUGCCAUAGUACACCCUCUACACUAUGCGAGGAAACUCACAACAGCACGGAUGAUUACUUUAAUUGUUCUGAUGUGGAUGAUGUCAUUUCUGAUGUCUUUACCUCAUCUAUUCACAAUCGCACCAAGCAAUGGCCAGAAGAAGAUUUGCUCAAUGAAAUACCCUCACCGGUUAUUCCCAAUUCUACUCAGCAUAUUUUCAUUUUUCUUUGGAUAUUUGCUGCCACUCACAGUAAUGAGUUUGGCCUACUAUAGGAUGCAGGUCACUCUCAAAAGACAAGCAAAGGCCCUGAAUCUUCAACAUGCAAUGGCAGCAGCCUGUAAUCUUGUGAUUGCUAGACAGAACCUGGUCAGCAUGCUUAAAACUGUCUUAGGAGCUCUCAUUGUCUUAUGGACAGUUGAUUAUUUAGCUAUUCUUCUCUGCUUGCAGCGGACAAACGAGGCUCAGUUCACGUUCUGUGGAUCGAAGGUCUUCCGUUAUUUCCGAAUGUUUUCUAAUUUACUGUUUAAUUUCAAUUCAGUCAUCAAUCCCUUCAUCUAUGAGUUUAAAUACAAGAAAUUCAGGCAAGGUUUUAAGGAAGCUUUCUGCAACUGUUUCAAAAGGCAGGGUGGUAACAGAGUUGACGUUCAGAUGGCACCCAUAUGA